AAAGUGUUGAGAUUACAGGCGCAAGCCACCGCGCCCGGCAACAUGUACGAUCAUUAUGAAGAGGGCUAGUAACUGUGAGAUAUUUGCGAUGAAGUAGUAUCUGUCAAAACCAGUGCUCUGAAGCAAUUUAUGAUAUGAUGAGGCUUCAUACCUUCUUGCAGUACCCAUUUAUGCUGCCUUGACCACUGAAGUUGGUAUUGGGUAUACAAAGGUGAUCACUUUUACUCCUCUACAUUGAACAUUCAAGAAAUACUUUAUGUGCCUCCUUUAUAACAAAAUAACUAACUUUGCCUAGGGCAACAAAAAGGCUUUAUAAAGGAGUAAAUAUGUCAGCUGGCUCAUGUAGCAUCAAAAGGAAUUUGCUGAGCUCAACAGGAGAAGAUUAAUAAAGAACUCUUCAGAAUUCCUGGUGUUUCAUCAUAUAUACGACUGAGAUAUCAACCCUUCUAGCUUGCUGUUUCUGGACCAAAAAAAAAAUGACAUCUAUUAUCAAAUUAACUACCCUUUCUGGGGUCCAAGAAGAAUCUGCCCUUUGCUAUCUUCUCCAAGUUGAUGAGUUCAGAUUUUUAUUGGACUGUGGCUGGGAUGAGCACUUUUCUAUGGAUAUUAUUGAUUCCCUAAGGAAUCUCGACACAAUACAGAAGAUUUUACACUCUUUACAUUAGAUGAUGUGGAUGCAGCCUUUGAUAAAAUACAGCAGCUAAAAUUCUCUCAGAUUGUGAAUUUGAAAGGUAAAGGACAUGGCCUGUCUAUCACACCUCUGCCAGCUGGUCAUAUGAUAGGUGGAACAAUAUGGAAAAUAGUCAAAGAUGGAGAAGAAGAAAUUGUUUAUGCAGUUGACUUCAACCACAAGAGGGAGAUCCAUUUAAAUGGAUGUUCCCUGGAAAUGCUAAGCAGGCCUUCCCUACUUAUCACAGAUUCAUUCAAUGCUACAUAUGUACAGCCUAGAAGAAAACAGAGAGAUGAGCAGCUUCUGACAAAUGUCCUGGAAACACUUCGAGGUGAUGGAAAUGUGUUAAUAGCAGUGGAUACAGCAGGCAGAGUUUUGGAACUUGCUCAACUUCUUGAUCAGAUUUGGAGGACUAAAGAUGCAGGAUUGGGUGUUUACUCAUUGGCACUCCUAAAUAAUGUCAGUUACAAUGUGGUGGAAUUUUCUAAGUCUCAGGUAGAAUGGAUGAGUGAUAAAUUGAUGAGAUGUUUUGAAGACAAACGAAAUAAUCCGUUUCAGUUUCGCCAUCUCUCUUUAUGUCAUGGUCUUUCUGACUUGGCCCGAGUACCUAGCCCUAAAGUUGUACUUGCCAGCCAACCUGACCUGGAAUGUGGAUUUUCAAGGGAUCUCUUUAUUCAGUGGUGUCAGGACCCUAAAAACUCAAUCAUUCUAACUUACAGAACUACUCCUGGGACUUUAGCACGUUUCCUAAUUGAUAAUCCUUCUGAAAAAAUUACAGAAAUAGAGUUGAGGAAACGUGUGAAGCUUGAAGGGAAAGAACUUGAAGAAUACUUGGAAAAAGAGAAACUAAAGAAAGAAGCUGCCAAAAAGCUUGAGCAGUCAAAAGAGGCAGAUAUAGAUUCCAGUGAUGAGAGUGACAUUGAGGAAGAUAUUGACCAGCCAUCAGCUCAUAAGACGAAGCAUGACUUGAUGAUGAAAGGUGAAGGCAGUCGUAAAGGAAGUUUUUUCAAACAGGCAAAAAAGUCCUAUCCUAUGUUUCCUGCCCCAGAAGAAAGAAUUAAAUGGGAUGAAUAUGGAGAGAUUAUCAAACCAGAGGAUUUCUUAGUGCCAGAGCUUCAAGCUACUGAAGAAGAAAAAAGCAAAUUAGAAUCUGGUUUGACAAAUGGAGAUGAACCUAUGGAUCAGGAUUUAUCUGAUGUUCCUACUAAAUGUGUUUCUACAACAGAGUCUAUUGAAAUAAAAGCCCGGGUUACCUACAUAGACUAUGAAGGACGCUCUGAUGGGGAUUCCAUUAAAAAAAUCAUUAAUCAGAUGAAACCACGACAGUUGAUCAUCGUCCAUGGCCCACCAGAGGCCAGUCAAGAUCUGGCAGAGUGCUGUCGCGCCUUUGGUGGGAAAGAUAUUAAAGUGUACAUGCCAAAGCUACAUGAAACAGUUGAUGCCACUAGUGAAACUCACAUCUACCAGGUGAGGUUAAAAGACUCACUUGUCAGCUCUCUUCAGUUUUGUAAGGCAAAAGAUGCUGAAUUAGCUUGGAUAGAUGGUGUCUUAGAUAUGAGAGUUUCCAAAGUGGACACAGGGGUUAUUUUAGAAGAAGGAGAACUAAAGGAUGAUGGAGAAGACUCAGAGAUGCAAGUGGAAGCUCCCUCAGAUUCUAGCGUUAUAGCACAACAAAAGGCCAUGAAAAGUCUGUUCGGAGAUGAUGAAAAAGAAACAGGUGAAGAAAGUGAGAUCAUUCCUACUUUGGAACCCUUGCCACCUCAUGAGGUUCCUGGACAUCAGUCAGUUUUUAUGAAUGAACCAAGACUGUCAGACUUCAAGCAAGUUCUGUUACGGGAGGGGAUUCAAGCUGAAUUUGUAGGAGGUGUACUUGUUUGCAACAAUCAAGUAGCAGUCCGCAGAACGGAAACUGGACGCAUUGGAUUAGAAGGCUGCCUUUGUCAAGAUUUUUAUAGGAUAAGAGACCUUUUAUAUGAACAAUAUGCCAUUGUAUAAAGGACAUGAUGUCAAGAAGUAUCUGCUUGACCUUUCUAAGAAAAAGGGAUUCUUAUCUUACUCUGAGCUUUUGAUGUUUUGUUUUGUAACAUACAAAAAGAAUCUGCCAGAAAAACUUACAUGUAUUAGAUUUUUAAAAAUAUAGAGAACAUUUUGCAAAUGCUCAAAUGAGCAUUCUAUCUUUUGGCUUUCAGAAUGAUAGAGCUCCUAACAGGUGCACAGGCCCAAGAGUUGAAGGUGAUUGGUUUUCUUUACAGACUCCUUGUUCUAGAAGGGCUUUUUACUUGAAUAAAACAAUGCAACUUAGCAAACCAAUUCAUGGCCUUAGAGAAACAUUUUUGCAUGAGUUCUUACAAACUGUUUGUUAUAUUUUCUGGAAUGAUAAGUGAGAAUUAUUUAGAAAAGACAUGCUCCAAAAAAAAAAACAAAACUGAUAAAACAGUUUUUCGAAGCUUAUUUUUAAAAGCAUACAUGCUACGACUCUCUUCAGUUUGAAUAUGCAGUUGUUUUCACAGGCAGGAUGUCUGUUUUCUGCCUAUAUUUCCCAGUGAUUUACUCUAGGGUAAGGUAGUACACAUUUGGUUCAGAAAUCAAUUUUUAUGUCUCCUAUAUCUUGUUUUAUCAAGUUUUGUUGUGGCAUUUCAAUGUAAAUUAUAACACCAUCAUUUGAGUAUACAUAAUUCAAAAGAACUCCUUGAUGCAGUAUAGUCUUAAGGGUUCUGCAUCUUAGCCAUAAGUUAGGUCCUGUAUUAAACUGUUUAGUGCUCUGUUUUUAAGAAAACAAAUGUUGAACCUCACACUUCUAUGUGGUGACAGUGUAAUUUAAUUAAAAGGUGUAAAUGUUUUCAUCUCUUAGGCUUGCUGUCUCCUAAGGUCACCCAAGCAGUAGUUGGAUUUUAUACACAUUACUACUAAAAUAAUACUGAAGUUGGAUAAGGUUAUCCUUUCUGUGUUUGUGUCUUUCUUGUGACUAACCACCCUGAUAAAGUAUUAACCACUGUGUUCAAGAGUAAAAACAAUAUAUGCAAUUUUCAUUGAACUUAAAGAGUGAAAACCAUGUAAACUAUUGAAAAUAUUGUAAUCCAUUAAUGCUUUUUUAGAAUGGCAGAUCCUUGAUGUUUACUUCUCAAAUGGUUAAGCCCUCUUCUUUACUCUUAAUUUUUUUUUUUUGAGACAGAGUCACCCAGGCUGGAGUGCAGUGGUGAGAUUUUGGCUCACUAUAACCUCUUCCUCCAGGGUUCAAGUGAUUCUCCCACCUCAGCCUCCCAAGUAGCUGGGACUACGGGCACAUGCCACUGCACCUGGCUAAUUUUUAUAUUUUUAGUAGAGACAGGGUUUCACCAUGUUGGCCAGGCUGGUCUCAAACUUCUGACCUCAAGCGAUCCACCCACCUAGGCCUCCCAAAGUGCUGGGAUUACAGGCAUGAAUCACCACAACUAGCCUACCCUUAGAUUUUUGGAAAAAUCGACCUUCUUACUUUACUAUGUGUGGAACAACCCAGUAAUAUCAGACUUGAAUUACUAUUUCAUUCUAUUUCAAAUGCUUACAAAGCUUCUAUUGUUAGAUUAUAGUGUUAAUGCAAAGUUUACAGACUUUCGAUAUGGAAAACCAGAUAAACAAAACAAUGUUACAAAAGGCAAA
Molecule: messenger RNA, 4306 nt
Organism: Nomascus leucogenys (northern white-cheeked gibbon)
Lineage: Eukaryota; Metazoa; Chordata; Mammalia; Primates; Hylobatidae
Gene: CPSF2
Product: cleavage and polyadenylation specific factor 2
Exons: 15
Coding region: 776-2665 (629 amino acids)
Biological process (GO): mRNA 3'-end processing by stem-loop binding and cleavage
Cellular component (GO): mRNA cleavage and polyadenylation specificity factor complex
Molecular function (GO): RNA binding
Source: RefSeq, a predicted model, not a curated record